CGAAUUCGACGCUUCUCUCCCCUUUUUCACCUUCUAUCAAGCAAAAUCUAACAUCCCCCUUUAUUGCUAUUUAUAUAAACCUGGUUACCACCACCAAAUAUCUUCAUCUAGAUUAUACCAAGAAAAAUGGUACCGGCGGUGAAUCCAUCUAUGGGGGUCCGUUCGAGGACGAAGAUCUCUCGCAGCCCAUUGACGCCCCGGGGCUCCUCGUCAUGGCCAACCGCGGUCCACACACCAACUCGUCCCAGUUCUUCAUCACCCUCGCUCCUAGCCCACAUCUUAACGGCAAGCACGUCGUCUUUGGCAAGGUCGUCCGGGGUAUAGAGGUCGUCAAAGCUAUCGAGGGUGUACCUACCGAUGCAAAGGAUGUACCCUUGAAGAAAAUCGAGCUCGUUAAUUGUGGUUCUGACUCUCCUGGAAGAGGUGGAGGUGACGGCAUUGACCCUCUUCUCCAAGAGACGGAGGAAGAGUAUGACUUGCGGUUGGAGAGGGAAGAAAAGGAACGGAUAGAGGCGCGGCGGAAGGAACGAGAGAGAUUGGAGAGGGAGCGAGCGAAGGAAGGAAGACUUGACGAGCAGACAGGGAUCCGCUACAAAGACGAUGAUGGCAUAAAUUUGGAUAUGCCAGUGUGGACGUUUUGGCGUUCGGGUACUGCCGUAGAGUUACAGAAAAUAAAUAGUUCUUUCUCCCUUUUGCCUCUUUGGCUUGCUCUGAGUUGGCGGCAGGUGGAUUGGUGCACCUUCCCAGCUUUGGCUAGUACGCCCAGCUCAAUAGACGAAAAUAACUGCGAUUACCCAAAACCCUACCAUCCGAAUAGCAUAAUCUCCGGAAAGCGGCCCUGA
This is a messenger RNA of Acaulospora colombiana, 842 nucleotides long. The record is from the annotation of a GenBank genome assembly. Lineage: Eukaryota; Fungi; Glomeromycota; Glomeromycetes; Diversisporales; Acaulosporaceae.